AUGGAUACACAUGUCGAACUCACUGAUCCUCCGCAAAAACUGCAGUCAAAAAGGAAUAAAAAGGCUAUGUCUGGUACACCAACUGGCCCUCAGAAUGAAGGGAUUGGGAUUCCUUCCCAGAGUAAGGCUUUUGCAACUAGCACUCCUGCACCAGUACUGACAGAGAUUCUUCCUAACCAGUCACAGUCCAAACCUGAUGUGUCCCAGCUCUUCCAGAAACUUGGGGACAAGUUAGGAUGGUUUCAGUACAACAACAUUGAUACUGCUAUAGAAACGUUGUCAAAAAGUGCAAAAAAGAAAUCUACAAGAUCACGGAGAGAUAAAGCGAGCGGUAAGUUAUCAGAUGACAUAUCAACAUUGAAAGAACCUCAAUCUAACCCCAGGAGGAAACAUAAAGAAAAGAUUCAUCAGAAACAUAAGCAUGAAUAUUCAGAGGAAUGCAAAGAAAACAAGAGACCAACAGAAAGACAUCUGAAAGUCCGAUCACACUCGCCUCAUGGAUCUGAUAGUGUUUGCCUGGAUGAUGGUGUGCAGGGUGUAUCUGUGAGAAAGAGUGCUGCAUGUACAGAUCUGACCAGGUCUUGGACAAACCAGGGUGAAAAAAAGAAUCACAGGAAAAAGAUAAAAAAUACUGUCAGUGUUUUAGAGUCACCUAAUUCACCAGAAAUACUGACGAAAGGACGUCACACUCGUCUGCCUGGUGCUCGAUCAUCUUCAGAAAGCCCAGAAUAUCUUGGAGAUUAUGUAACAGAAUCUACACGAAUACACAGUGAUGCAAGCCUUGAAUGUGUUUUGGACUCUGUUGAUGUUUCAGCCAUUUCAUUCCAUCGAAAUGGGAGCUUAUCUGGUAGUACAUGUAUGGAUAGUUUUCAAUAUAACUCAAAUGAAGACUCGUACAAACAGUUGAAUAUAAAAAAUGAUAGACCAAAAACAAAUGUUGCCAAUUCCAAGACUUUACAAACAUCACCUACCAGCAGCAAUGUGUGUUUGAAAUUACAGGCUUUGAGUUUAGAAAAUUCAAAACAUUGUACCUCUAAGGGAAAUAACUCCUCAAGAGCUGUGAACAACUCUGACCUCUACACAACUGCCUAUGAUCCACAUGUUAUAGAAGAUAGCGUAGAAGUGAUAAAAUCUUCAUAUACAUCUGAGAAAGAUGAAAGAGAAACCUCCUCAGGUUCCAGUUAUGAAGUAGAAGAUGUGGCAGUACAGGUACACUCAAUAUCAGAUGUGAAUCAGAAAAUAGGCAAGUGUGCAUCAAGUGAAGAAUCAGCAAAUUUUGAUCACAAAGUUUCUGACACAAGUUCAGGAAGUGGAUCCUCUUACGAGGUGGAAGACGUGUCUGUACAAGCAGAAUUGAUCAGUGAACAGUCUUGCAUUAUUGAAAGCACACCUCCAAAGGCUCUGAAAAGUGAACAUAAACAUUUCAAAUCAGCUUCUGAUGAUGAAAGAAAUGAAGAUGAUUCUUUUGUAGAAGUGGAAGAUGUAUCCAUGCAGACUAGCUUUCAAGUCCUGCCUGACCAUCAACCAACAGGCAACAUCAAUGGCUUGUGUUAUGAUUCAGGUUCCAAUUCUUCUUGUGAUGUAAUUAAAGAAAAUGCUGCACUGAAUUCCAACCAAAUGGACAACGAAAAGGAAGAAAUUCUCGAGGAUCUGCACAAUAUCAGUCUCCCAGGCCUUGACAUGCAACCUAAUCCUGCUUUCACAAAAAGGGAGCCUAGUAUUUAUUUUGAUGCCAAAGAUUUGCCCCAACAAUCAAUUAAAUUCAACAGAAGAGACCCAAGUAUUUAUUUUGAUGCCAAGCAAUCACUUUUGAGUAGUUCACAUUCAUCAAACUCCAGUUAUGAGCCAACUAAAAGCUUGCAAGACUCCACCAACCACAGAAAGAAGGGAAAUAACUUCAAAGCUGAUGAUAUUGUUUCUGUAAGUGACACUGAUUCUGACGAUUGUCAAAUAGUCAACACAUCAAAAAUUGCCAGCAAGAAAGAACAGCAGACAAAAAAUUUCUCGUCCAAUUCUGAGGAUGAGAUAGUGUCACAUUAUUUUCCUAAAGACAAAACAAGUGUAAAAUCCCAAAGGAAGUACUCCUUAUCCACUGACUCCUCAGACGACUCUGAUGUUAAAUCACUUUCAAUUAAAACUAGAGACCAGAAGUGCAUAAAAGUUCCAAGAUCUACAAGUACCAUCAAGGGCAAGCGUACUGAAAGACAAAAUGCCUACAACUCACUUUCCGAUUCGGAGAGUGACCAAAAAAUGGCAGAGCAGUUAUCAAACAAACACUGGAGAACUAAACAGAAUAUUGAAUCCUCCAGUGAUGAAGAUGAUGCUUUAGAAACCUUUUUACAGAAAAUGAGGGGGUCCAAGAAAAAGCUGAGCAGUGAAGAUGAAGAGAGAGCUGAAACAAUGAGCAUGAAAGAGUUUAUAGUGGAAGACUGGGAAGUUAGCGAUGACGAUGAUGAUGAAGAUGAUGUGUUUCAUAUCAGCACCGCCUACAGGUCAACACUCCACAGCACAGAUGACCAAAAGAAAGUCGUACCUGUAGUUUUCAAUAACAGCAGUUCAGAAGAUGAAGAUUUCAAAACUCCCAAAGUUACUACAAAAAGCAGUGCAGAUCAGGGCUUUAAAACUCCUCUAAGCACAAAGAAGAAACCAAGGAAGCUACAAACACCAAUGACAGAUAACUGGGGUUUGAAGGAAGACCAUUGUUUGUACCCUUCAAAUACUAAGUACAGCUUCCUUAAGUCCCUCACAGAGAAUCUACCUGUUACCAAAUGUGACCCAGAAGCUGUCAGAUUUAUCAGGACAUUUAAGAAAUCCAAGCAAGAACUGACCCAACGUCUUUUUAAAAUAUACAAUGAAACAGUAUUUGAUAAUAAGUUACCCCAAGACGUAGAAGUGAUCUGGAACUGUCGCCUGUUGAGGACAGCAGGGUAUUGUGUGUACAAGAAGGUGUCCACAUCUGGGGGAGCUCGCAGUGUACGCAUUGAGCUUUCGACCAAAGUCUGUGACUCUGCAGAACGUGUACGAGACACACUGAUUCAUGAAAUGUGUCAUGCUGCAGUAUGGUUAGUGAAUGGAAUGACUGAUGGACAUGGGCCAUACUGGAGAUAUUGGGCCAAAAAAUCGAACCAGACCCAUCCGGAAAUCCCUGUGAUUGGUCGUUGUCAUAGUUACAGCAUUAACACUAAGUUUACAUACCAGUGCAGUCAGUGUGGAUACAGGAUUGAUCGCCAUUCCAAGUCAUUGAAUAUGGACACUAAAGUUUGUGGAUACUGUCACGGCCGCUUCACGCUGCUAAGUAACUCAGGAAAGAAUGGUUCCACACCAGUGAGUGGUGCAUCAACACCCCGAACUCCAAACAAGUUUGCUUUGUUUGUCAAGGAUAACUAUGGAGACAUCAAGAAACGAGAGCAAAGUCUAAAACAUAAAGACAUAAUGAAGAUCCUCAGUCAGGAAUUUGCGAAAAAUAAAAUCUCAGCAUGA
Ylistrum balloti is the source of this 3480-nucleotide messenger RNA. RefSeq lists its product as uncharacterized. The record is from RefSeq and is a predicted model, not a curated record. The transcript is spliced from 14 exons. Bases 1 to 3480 code for a protein of 1159 amino acids. Gene Ontology annotation, cellular component: nucleus. NCBI's taxonomy places the organism in Eukaryota, Metazoa, Mollusca, Bivalvia, Pectinida, Pectinidae.